CUGGGAAGUUUUUGAAACCACAACAAAGGAAGUCUGGAAUAGCCGACAUAUUCGAGAUUUCAGAUUGGUGCUAACGAUGGAAGUUUCAUCGUGUGAUCAGAUAGGGGUGCCCCCAAGUUGGACCAUGAACAAGACGUUGUUUGGAAUGUAUGGGACCAAGAGGAAAUCCAAUUUCAACCAUGAUGUGGAGCCACAUGAUCAGUUCUGUCCAGUAGCCAAAAAGGCAUGUCCUUCAACGGACCUUGCAAUGGACGACGAUUGCCUUCCAGAGAUGCCGUCCCCAGCCAUCACCAACCAACCGUUGACGCACCAAGUACCUCACAUGCCACCAUCAUUCCACCAACACGAAAGCGACCGCAUGGGACUGGACGAAGAGCCAGAGAAGCAGGACGCCCCCAAGUGGAUCUCCUGGCAGGAAGGCCGUCUGGCGAGUUGGUCAUCCGUUGUUCGGUCAUGCCAGGGUGGGGACAAUGCUGAUACGGACAGAGGGGCGACGGGGGAGGGUGGACCUUGCCAAGGGGGCGGGGAGGAGAGACUUGGCUGGGGUACGGAAGAGGAAGCACUGCAGAUACUGCCAAGGGUCGAGAUUGACCGCUGGUCACCGACCCCAGAUGACAUCCAGAAGCAGUUAGAGAAACAAGUCCGAACUCCUGAGCUUGCACAGGCGAGGCAGGCAUGUCUACGAGCAAGGGUAGAUCAAUUACAAUCACAACUCCAGUAUAUGAAGUCUAUGGACGUUGAAAGUAACGACUACUGGGCGCUUCCUCAAGAAAAUCAUCUGAAAAUGGAGGAUGAGUUAGAGCAGGCUCGUAUUGCCAUGGAGUCUGACUAUGUUCCGGAUCCAUUCCAGUAUCAUUGCAGUGAUAUACCGGUACCGAUGGCUGGCCAUGAUACCGGUUCUGUCAACCAAGUCCGCUGUUACUGCAAGCCUAAUUGGGAGGGAAUGCUGGAUCCGAUAGGGUAUAUAUGAUACCCCUCCACCUGCCACGCCCAUUGACUCAUGACUUUCACAUCCAAUUCACAGGAUUGGUUUUAUGUCGACUUACAGUCGAAGUGAUUCACAAGCCAAAUAAUUCCAAGGACCAAGCAUGCCUUCAUCUGAUCAACUUUCCAAAGUUGCAGAAAUGGCUAUCAUUCAUUUCCCGGCUUUAGCUCGAGCGGCAAGCUUCCAGCACUCACUCCUGGCAUGCAACCACUCGAUCCUGCCACGUACCAGUGCUCCCCUGGAUCGAGUGCAGCACAAGCAGGAUGAAUUCUUGCAGACGCAAAAUAAGUGGUAUGGCUGGGAUCUGAACCUAGGCCCAUCGGUAUCAAAGACGAGAUCCAGGACCACUGGACCAUGAUGUUUUACACGAGUCUCUUCAAGUACAUUCCGUUAUGUUGAAGUUUUGUGACAAUCUAUUGAUACGAGUAUUCAUGUAAGGUUCCUUAUUUAAUAUGAAUAAAGUUAGUGUGUUGAUAUGCUGCAAGAGUGAAACAACAAUUGAAAACGAUCGUUGACCGUUUCAAUCGGUUUUUGUUUUACACGGUCUGUCGGUCAACACCACGAAAGUCUGCAUGUAGUCCCAUAUGUAGACUUUCAUGGUCUUGGCUAAGUUUAACAUAAAACAAUCUUCAGAGUCAAGAAAGAGGUAAAUCUUCAAUUUUGGUAGUUUCCUACUAGAAACAAUUUCAAGGAAAUAUGGAAAAUAGAUGGCCAUUUCAUGAACAUAAAAAUAUAAAAUGUGAUAUUUCAGCAAAUUAAGGGGAAGGUUCCCCCCCACCCCCCGGCCCUAGAUCUAUAUAUGGUUAAACGGGAGUCAAAAUAGGUAAACAUUUGUGCAUUUAACGGCUGUUUGAACAGGGUUUAAAAUUAUUCCUUUGUACAUUAAUGCAGACUUAUGUAUUUAGUUGGCUGAAUUUAGUGCAUAAGAUGGAUACACUCCGAAAGUCAAAUAUUUGUAUUACGAAUGCGGAAUCUUUCAACAGGUAUUAUGUACAAAAUCAGUGGGAUAUGAAUCCCUUACAAAACUGCGGAUGCAGCCACACAUAACACUCUCUUUAGUUGCCUAGUGACCAAAUUUCGGAGCAAUUUGUUUCUCGAAAAAUUUAAACUUAAAAUUGGCGUGUGUGGAAAGAAGAAAGAUGAUGAAUCUGUUACUUUGGGGACAUGGUCAUCUCAUUCAUGAAAUCUUUUUCACCUGUGCAGAGCUUCCAACUAUUAAGAACAGGUCAUAAUUUUCAUACCAAAUUAUGCCAUUAUGCUUUUGACCUUAAUUAUUAGGCUUUUGGGGUAGAAUAUGCAUGUGCACAUCUAAUACACACAUGGUAAUACUUUGCACAGUUGUAAAAUUUACUUGCCUGACUAUGCAACAAGCUAGUGCGUCACAAAUGUAAUGUACAUGUAGCACCCUAGAUAAAUAUACCUGACAACCAUCCUGUAAGGUUGGCAAACUUGGUAUUUAUGAGCAUUGUGCAUCUGUUCCAUUUAUGUAUUGCCUCUUCUAAGAAAUUUAUAGUACCGCAUGGCAUAUAUGAAAUUAUGACUUUUAUCUCAAAAUUAUGACUUUUGAGGUGCUGGACAUACCGUAAGUAACGGACUAUAAACCGCACCUGUGGAUUAAUCGCACCCUCAACUUUGGACU
Molecule: messenger RNA, 2624 nt
Organism: Lytechinus pictus (painted urchin)
Lineage: Eukaryota; Metazoa; Echinodermata; Echinoidea; Temnopleuroida; Toxopneustidae
Exons: 6
Coding region: 77-970 (297 amino acids)
Source: RefSeq, a predicted model, not a curated record